Tigriopus californicus is the source of this 2807-nucleotide messenger RNA. RefSeq lists its product as uncharacterized. The coding region runs from base 158 to 2650 and encodes 830 amino acids. NCBI's taxonomy places the organism in Eukaryota, Metazoa, Arthropoda, Copepoda, Harpacticoida, Harpacticidae. The transcript has 10 exons. Gene Ontology annotation, biological process: signal transduction. The record is from RefSeq and is a predicted model, not a curated record.
AGGCGAAAAAGUAUGGACGAAAAACCUGUUCCAAACUACCCCUCUUCAGUCAGAAUUGGACCACAGCAUAAACAAAGCGAAAAUAUAUAUAGUUAGUAUUUAUUGAUGCUUCUUUGUGAUACUACCGACUCGACAAUGAGUCUAAGCUAACCAAACCAUGGGCUCCACUUCGAAUCUUUACAUGUGGCUUCACAUUGGUCUCCUAUACGUGUUGUUUGGGUACAACUUCCUGACGCAGUUAAAUUCAGUGCCGGCUCAAAAUGAACAUGUUCGAGAGAAACGCUCCAACUACGAAAAAGCCAAUGUGGAAUUCAUCCAUCCCAAACUGCGGGACGAGAUUCAGGCCAGAACCCCAGAGGACCCUAAUAAUCCAUGGGUGUGGCUCACUUCUUAUUCCAGGAUUCCAGUCGAAGCCAUCCAAGAUUUCUGUUCGGCUACAAAAGAAUACUGUCCACCCGGCAACCCUGGGAAAAAAGGAGACUCUGGAACAUCUGGAUUACCAGGGAUCAAGGGGAAACGGGGACGACCAGGUCGGGUAGGGAGCAAAGGCAUCCAGGGUCAUCAAGGUCCCAUUGGUCCACCAGGACCUCGUGGACCCAAGGGUGACAGAGGAACGUCGGGCUCUGAAGGUCUUGAUGGAAGGGAUGGAUUGCCAGGUGAGCCUGGGUUGGAUGGCAUUCCUGGACGAAAUGGCUUAGAUGGAAUACCGGGGGUAGAUGGAAUCCCCGGACUACCAGGCUCUUCAGGCAUUCCUGGCAAACAUGGUUCCGAUGGCGUCAAAGGUGACAAAGGUGAAAAAGGCGAUGAAGGACACCGCGGGGAGCGAGGUUUGCCUGGACCACGAGGCCGGAAAGGAGACGCGGGUGAAAAUGGACGGGCUGGCAUUCCUGGCAUUGGCGUCUGGACAGUGGAGGGCAAAAAUGUGAGCGAAAUUCUCAUCCCGCCGGUCAUUUCUGGCGCCGAUGGAAAUCACGAGGAGAAUAUCAUUGUUAAGGAGGGGGAUCAUCUUAAAUUGAUUUGUUUGGGAUCAGGAGUUCCAAAACCCAUUGUUUCUUGGCAAAGACUGGACGGAAAUGCCUUUCCAGAUGGAGCAUGGAAGAGAUCUGUGGCUCCAGGUGCCAUAUUGAAUAUCACUCAGGUGAACAGAGAACACAUGGGCAAGUACGUGUGUACGGCUAACAAUGGAAUUCCACCCGCUGCUGAAAAGACAUUUAACCUUGAAGUCCAUUUCCCACCUUUGAUUCAAAUUCACCGUCAGAUGAUUGGUGCAUAUAAUGGCUCUAAAGCCGUAAUAGAGUGUGAUAUUGAGGCAUUUCCCAGCGCCGUCAACUAUUGGGAGAGAUAUGAUGGGCGGCUAAUUCAACAAAACGACGACAAGUACAGUCUAACUUCAAUGGAAAACGAUAUCUACAAAACACGAACGGCCCUUGUGAUCCAGAUGACCAGCAUGGAAGACUUUGGCGUUUACUAUUGUAUCAGUAAGAAUGAAAAAGGCAUCACCAAGGGAGGCAUAACCAUAUUUGAACGAGAUCCUAAUUCAGCAUUACCGCCACCUAUGAUCGGAGGAUCUCGGCCAACAGUUAUUGGUGAACAACCUCCACCUUUGGCGGGCCUGGAGGAUCUAUGUCCUCCUCCGCCUAAAUGUCAAAACUGCCAGGCAUUCCGAUGUGAAGGGUCGGCAAGGAUGUAUGGGCUCAAUGUUCUCCCUUAUGACACAGUGUUCCCAGGUCUUCCAAAUCGAACUUCUGAAUGCAUGAUUGAGACGAUUGGCAAGCCAGUAUUUCAUCGUUACACUCCGGACUUGUAUGGCUCUUGGCUCAUGGAGGCAUUUGUUUGGGAUCAGGACGAUAAGUCUAAAGUGUGGACCACGGACAGUCAACAUUCUCAAACGCUUCUCGAAUACAACAACAAAACCAUGUUCAGGAUGAACACGCCAUCAAAAAACCUGACUUUACCUCUACCGUUUACGGGCAACAAUCACGUGGUAUACAAUGGAAGCUUCUUCUACUUUCAUUUAGAGAGUGAGAGCAUAAUCAAAUAUGACUUGAAAACCAGGUUUUCCAAGCGAUUAAAAAUCCCCCGAAACCGAGUCGUUGUGGCCAAUGGUGGCGAUCUCUUGACGCAGUUAUACAAUCCUAAGCAAGUGGGAAGUUAUUUCGAUUUUUCUACGGAUGAGAAUGGCUUGUGGGGAAUGUUUGGCCUGGCCUUGGACAACAACACGGUGGUGAUGAAGAUUGAUCCAAUGAGCUUAGAGAUCAGUUAUAUGUGGAACAUCAGUUUGAAUCACAAUCAAGUCUCGGAAAUGUUUGUUGUUUGUGGGGUCCUCUACGGCAUUGACAGUGUUUAUGAGAGAACCACGAGAAUUAGGUUUGCCUUGGAUUUAUACAAAAACAAACUUAUUGACAUAGAACUCCCGUUCACUAAUCCAUUUGGUUUCUCAACGAUGAUCGGCUACAAUCCCAGGAUCCAGAGUAUGGUGACUUGUGAUGGUGGAAAUCAAUUGACGUAUCCCAUCAAGUAUCAUGACAUUGGCUAUGGAGAAGAGUCUGAAGAGGUGGUGGUAACGAAGACGGGAUUUGAGUUAGAGGAGACCAAAGAGCCCGGACUUGAUAUCAUUGGUUCGCAAAGUAACUUAACCGAGGACGAGUGAUGUUCGAGGCUUUCAUUUAUUUAUGAUAUACUUCCUGACAGUUUUAUUAUCGUCAAUGAUUAUUCAAUAUCGUCCAAAAACUUGGACACAUAAUCAAUCCUAGAAAUAUAGAGUAACCGGCGGCCAUUGGAGCGCUGGCAUUCACGUUUUGAUCUGA